AUGGACGCCACGGAGAUCCGCGCGGUGAAUUCGAUGCUGCAUUUGGUUUUUCAUCGCAAUAAGAACCAGCAUCAACGCGCCAAGUGGUGGAAGUGGUUGUCGGUUUUAAAGCGCACCACCUUGGAUCUGGCCCAAUCGCUCGAUGGAGCACGUCUCAACGCAGUCGAAUCUCACCGCCAGCAUCUGGCUACGCAUUUGAUUCCGAGAUGCUAUCUCGCUUUUUCCACUGUCGUGGCCGACAAUCAAUUCUCUGCGCUCGGUAUUGUGCUCAUGGCUACUCUAGCGCGCCUUGUAAAGGCGGCGGGGAUCAAUUUGGGACGGCCUACAGCGACCCGGAUGAAGAAAAACCUCCAAAAAUCGACCUCUAUUACACCUGUGGAGGACUUGGGUGAGCGGAUUCGCCGUGGGGGUGACAACCAGGGACAAGCUAAGGGUCGCGCGCCCUGUGAUUCCAAAAUUGACGGGCAAGGGGAUUCGGCUGAGUCUACCGAUGGUCCUACCAGAAAGACGAAGACCAAAACCAAAACUAAGAAACGGAAGAACGCCAUCGAUGACUUGUUCAGUAGUCUAUUAUAA
Penicillium lagena is the source of this 576-nucleotide messenger RNA. RefSeq lists its product as uncharacterized. The coding region runs from base 1 to 576 and encodes 191 amino acids. Lineage: Eukaryota; Fungi; Ascomycota; Eurotiomycetes; Eurotiales; Aspergillaceae. Gene Ontology annotation, biological process: nuclear-transcribed mRNA catabolic process, RNase MRP-dependent; maturation of 5.8S rRNA from tricistronic rRNA transcript (SSU-rRNA, 5.8S rRNA, LSU-rRNA). Gene Ontology annotation, cellular component: ribonuclease MRP complex. The record is from RefSeq and is a predicted model, not a curated record. Gene Ontology annotation, molecular function: rRNA primary transcript binding. The transcript is spliced from 2 exons.